Mustela erminea (ermine) is the source of this 1599-nucleotide messenger RNA. RefSeq names its product tubulin tyrosine ligase like 2 (gene TTLL2). The record is from RefSeq and is a predicted model, not a curated record. Lineage: Eukaryota; Metazoa; Chordata; Mammalia; Carnivora; Mustelidae. Gene Ontology annotation, cellular component: cilium. Gene Ontology annotation, molecular function: tubulin-glutamic acid ligase activity; tubulin binding. Gene Ontology annotation, biological process: protein polyglutamylation; microtubule cytoskeleton organization.
AUGGCAGAGGACAGAGCUCCAGGGCCCGCCGGGAAGCCGCUGGUGUUUCGCGUUGACGACAGCACCCCAGAAGCGGUGCCGAGCGUCCUGCUGGAGCGGGGGUGGGACAAGUUUGAGCAGGGAGGGCAGGACGUGGAAGACCGGAGCCUGUACCGGAGCGCCCCCUCCUUCCGCGUGGCCGAGCACGCCGACAACGAACCCUGGCAACGUCUCAACCACCACCCGGGCACCACCCGGCUCACCAGGAACGACCACCUGGCCAGACACCUGAGGCACAUGAAGAAGACGUACGGCGCGGCCCUGGACGAGUUCGUCCCCCUGGCGUUCGUGAUGCCCAACGACUACAGCAAGUUCGUGGCCGAGUACUUCAGGGAGAAGCCGGGGGCGGGCGGCGCGCGGAGCUGCUGGAUCUGCAAGCCGGCGGAGCGCUCCCGCGGGAGGGGCAUCCUCCUCUUCAGGGACAUCAAAGACUUAGUCUUCGACGACACCUACGUCGUGCAGAAAUACAUCUGCAACCCUCUGCUCGUGGGCAGGUACAAAUGCGACCUCCGCAUCUACGCGUGUGUCACCGGCUUUCAGCCUCUGACCAUUUACAUCUACCAGGAGGGGUCAGUGCGGUUCGCCAUGGAGAAGGUCGACCUCGGGAACCUGCGGAACAGCCAUGCGCAUCUGACCAACAGCAGCAUCAGUAAGUGCGCCUCGUACGUGAAGGUCAAGGAAGUGGUUGGCCACGGCAGCAUGUGGACCUUCAGCAGGUUCUUCUCUUACCUCCGCAGCUGGGACGUGGACGACCUGCUCCUGCGGCAGAAGAUCAACCACGUGGUGAUUCUCACGGUGCUCGCCAUCGCGCCCUCGGUGCCCGUCGCGGCCAACUGCUUCGAGCUCUUUGGCUUUGAUAUUUUGGUCGAUGACAACUUGAAACCAUGGCUUCUGGAGGUCAACUUCAGCCCCGCCCUGUCCAUAGACUGCUCGGCGGACGCAUCCGUGAAGAGGAAACUUAUCCAUGACACCAUCGAGCUGACUUACUUACGCAGUCUAAGAAACCAGAGGGCAGAACCGCGUGACGGUGCCAAGGGGAGACGCAGCGUCUCCCUCGCCAAGCUGCACGCGGGCGGACUCAGCAAGCCUGGCAGCGUGCGCUCCUCUGAGUCCCUCUUACAGCGGACGGGUAGAACUUUGAAGGAUGAAUCUGCCGUGAAGAAAGCCCUAAAAAUAGGCCCUGAAAAUAAACAUGCGUCCCAGCCGAGGGAAAUGGCGAGCCGGAAGAAGGACCUGCUUCUGUCCACAAAAGCCCCCAGGACCAAGCCAGAGCUAACGCGGAGACACUCGACCUCUCAUAAGACGCUCCUUCUGUUCAUGUCGCUCAGUCAGUCGUGCGUGGGCAAGACCGGCGUCUCCCCGUGCGCCCCCUCACAGCAGCAGGUGCCGGGUCUCCAAGCAGGGAAUUUCGUGCUCAUUUUUCCUUUCAAUGAAGCGACUUUCGGAGCAUCUAGGGACGGAUUAAAUGUCAGAAGCAUAAUCCAAGAGCUCCAGAAACUCAUGAAGAGCAGCAUCCCCACGUGGUGCACAUGGAAGCAAAAAGAAGGUGACGGGCUUUGA